Thlaspi arvense is the source of this 1891-nucleotide messenger RNA. Lineage: Eukaryota; Viridiplantae; Streptophyta; Magnoliopsida; Brassicales; Brassicaceae. The record is from the annotation of a GenBank genome assembly.
CGCCGAUUCCUAUAACCAGAGGUUAAAAUCUCUCUCUCUUUCUCUCUCGCUCGCUAUCUUUUUUUUUCUCGCCGGUUCUAAUGGCCGCCGUCGCAGAUUCCGUGGAGAACGGUACUAUAAACUAUCCUGACAAUGAAAAUCACAUACCGGCGGGAACCAGUACCAUCGCAUUCCCUGAAGAAAACUCUGGUUCCUUUCCUGAAUUGAAUCAGCCGGAUAGUUUAGCUGCUGAAGCUGCCCCCGAUACGAACGAUUCCGCGGCGGAGAGAUGGCCAGGUUGGCCUGGGGAUUGCGUGUUUCGUAUGAUCGUUCCGGUGACUAAGGUCGGAGCUAUCAUCGGAAGGAAAGGAGAUUUCAUUAAGAAGAUGUGCGAGGAGACUCGUGCUCGCAUCAAAGUCAUUGAUGGUCCCGUUACGACUCCCGAUCGCGUCGUGCUAAUAUCUGGAAAGGAAGAGCCAGAGGCUUACAUGUCCCCUGCGAUGGACGCAGUCGUAAGGGUGUUUAGACGAGUUUCAGGAUUGCCCGAUAAUGAUGAUGAUGACGUUCAAAACGCCGGAAGUGCCUUCUGCUCAGUGCGUUUAUUAGUUGCAUCUACGCAGGCUAUUAACUUAAUCGGAAAACAAGGAUCCUUGAUUAAAUCAAUAGUAGAGAACUCUGGUGCAUCAGUUCGUAUAUUAUCAGAAGAUGAAACACCAUUUUAUGCUGCGCAAGAUGAGAGGAUAGUGGAUUUGCAGGGGGAAGCUCUGAAGAUUGUAAAAGCGUUAGAAGCUAUAGUCGGACAUCUAAGGAAAUUUCUAGUAGACCAUACAGUGGUUCCUCUCUUCGAGAAGCAAUAUCUAGCUAGAGUCUCUCAAGUGCGUCAGGAAGAACCGUUAUCUGAUAACAAGUCAUCAUCUCUCCAUAAUAUUUCGUCAAAUACAAUCGAGUCUGAUUUCUCCCUCUUAGCACGGAGAGAACCUCUGUUUAUGGAGCGGGAUCCUCGGUUGGAGUCACGUGCUCAGCAUUCAGGAGCUUCUAUCUACAGUCAGGAUCCUGUACUGUCCUCCAGACACUCUCCUGGUCUUGCUCGGGUUUCUGCUGCUUUUGUUACACAGGUAUCUCAAACGAUGCAAAUACCAUUCUCCUAUGCUGAGGAUAUUAUUGGUGUAGAAGGAGCUAAUAUAGCCUACAUCCGUCGAAGAAGCGGAGCGACCAUAACUAUUCAAGAAAGUCCACAUCCUGAUGAAAUCACGGUGGAAAUCAAAGGCACAUCUUCUCAAGUACAAACUGCUCAGCAACUAGUUCAAGAGUUCAUCAGCAAUCACAAGGAACCAGCUUCGGUUUCAGGGGGAUUUGCAAGAAUCGACACUGGCUAUGUACCCUCAUAUCCUCCUCAGCUGAGUAACCGUCAAGAGCCGCUCUCGAGCAACUACAUGGGCACAGAGACGGUGCAGUACAGACCAACCUCAUACCCUCAGCAGCCGGCGGGUCCUUCGACCUACACGCCGUCGCUGACUGGGCAAGCUUAUGGUACGGAAUAUAGACCAGCUUCUGAUGUUGGUGGCUACAGCAGCAGUUACAAUCUUUGAAUCGUGUGCUCUGUGUGUUAUUUACGAGGUUUAAUUCAUUUCCAGAUUAAUUUCUGUUAAGAGAAAGGCUCAUUCUAUAAUAUAGAGAGGAAAGAACAAGUGCUAGAGAGCCAAUGUAGUUGAUUGUGUAAUGUAAAUCUAGGUGCCUGUUUUUUUCUUCUUUUUUUUUCUAGUCACGAUAUGUUUUACACGACGUUUCUGGUCACUAUCAAAUAACAAUAGUUUCGAGGGUUUUGUUUUGUUUCUCUAAUCCUGUCCGCUUUGGUGUUUGUUUGGUAUUGUUUAAGAGAUUAUUCUCAAAAAUCAGAAUGACUUUUUCAGUU